AUGCUGGUGACACUGUGUGGAAACAUUGAGCCAUUCUUCAACAUGCUGGUGACACUGUGUGGAAACAUUGAGCCAUUCUUCAACAUGCUGGUGACACUGUGUGGAAACAUUGAGCCAUUCUUCAAUAUGCUGGUGACACUGUGUGGAAACAUUGAGCCAUUCUUCAACAUGCUGGUGACACUGUGUGGAAACAUUGAGCCAUUUUUCAACAUGCUGGUGACACUGUGUGGAAACAUUGAGCCAUUCUUCAACAUGCUGGUGACACUGUGUGGAAACAUUGAGCCAUUCUUCAACAUGCUGGUGACACUGUGUGGAAACAUUGAGCCAUUUUUCAACAUGCUGGUGACACUGUAUGGUUAUGAUAAGUUCUUCAUGAAACCACUGGUGACACUACAUGGCAACAUCAACCUACUGGUGAUGCUGGAUGACGUAAAAAUCACUUACUGGUUCAACCUGAGAAGAUCCAGCCAACUGGUGUUACUGCAUGACAUUAUCACCUACUGGUUCAUCAGCCAACUGGUGUUACUGCAUGACAUUAUCACCUACUGGUUCAUCAGCCAACUGGUGUUACUACAUGACAUUAUCACCUACUGGUUCAUCAACCAACUGGUGUUACUGCAUGACAUUACCACCUACUGGUUCAUCAACCAACUGGUGUUACUGCAUGACAUUAUCACCUACUGGUUCAUCAACCAACUGGUGUUACUGUAUGACAUUAUCACCUACUGGUUCAUCAACCAACUGGAGUUACUGUAUGACAUUAUCACCUACUGGUUCAUCAACCAACGUGUGGUACUGGAUGUCAUUAUCACCUACUGGUUCAUCAACCAACUGGUGUUACUGCAUGACAUUAUCACCUACUGGUUCAUCAACCAACUGGUGUUACUGUAUGACAUUAUCACCUACUGGUUCAUCAACCAACUGGUGUUACUGCAUGACGUUAUCACCUACUGGUUCAUCAACCAACUGGUGUUACUGCAUGGCAUUAUCACCUACUGGUUCAUCAACCAACUGGUGUUACUGCAUGACAUUAUCACCUACUGGUUCAUCAGCCAACUGGUGUUACUGCAUGACAUUAUCACCUACUGGUUCAUCAACCAACUGGUGUUACUGCAUGACAUUAUCACCUACUGGUUCAUCCACCAACUGGUGUUACUGCAUGAUAUCACUGCCCUCUCCUGGUUCCUCAACCAACUGGUGUUACUGGGUGGUAUCACUGCCAUCUACUGGUUCAUCAACCAACUGGUGUUACUGCAUGACAUUAUCACCUACUGGUUCAUCAGCCAACUGGUGUUACUGUAUGACAUUAUCACCUACUGGUUCAUCAGCCAACUGGUGUUACUGCAUAAAAUUAUCACCUACUGGUUCAUCAGCCAACUGGUGUUACUGCAUGACAUUAUCACCUACUGGUUCAUUAGCCAACUGGUGUUACUGCAUGACAUUAUCACCUACUGGUUCAUCAGCCAACUGGUGUUACUGCAUGUCAUUAUCACCUACUGGUUCAUCAACCAACUGGUGUUACUGCAUGUCAUUAUCACCUACUGGUUCAUCAACCAACUGGUGUUACUGCAUGACAUUAUCACCUACUGGUUCAUCAACCAACUGGUGUUACUGUAUGACAUUAUCACCUACUGGUUCAUCAACCAACUGGUGUUACUACAUGGCAUUAUCACCUACUGGUUCAUCAACCAACGUGUGGUACUGGAUGACAUUAUCACCUACUAG
Molecule: messenger RNA, 1725 nt
Organism: Haliotis rubra (blacklip abalone)
Lineage: Eukaryota; Metazoa; Mollusca; Gastropoda; Lepetellida; Haliotidae
Exons: 2
Coding region: 1-1725 (574 amino acids)
Source: RefSeq, a predicted model, not a curated record